Messenger RNA from Cotesia glomerata, 1245 nucleotides. RefSeq names its product aminopeptidase N-like. The record is from RefSeq and is a predicted model, not a curated record. Gene Ontology annotation, cellular component: cytoplasm. Gene Ontology annotation, molecular function: zinc ion binding; peptide binding; metalloaminopeptidase activity. Gene Ontology annotation, biological process: peptide catabolic process; proteolysis. The transcript is spliced from 7 exons. Lineage: Eukaryota; Metazoa; Arthropoda; Insecta; Hymenoptera; Braconidae. Bases 55 to 1143 code for a protein of 362 amino acids.
AAUUUCCGGAAAGUCUUGAGGAAUUUCAUAUUGAACAAUGGUCCUAAAGAUACCAUGAUAAGUCAAUUAAGAGAUGAAAUUAUGAAUGCAGCUGGAGAUAAAAAAGAACCUAUAGAAAACAUAUUGGAUUCUUGGUGUGAAUUUAUCUCCGUUCCUACUCUUGCUGUCACUCAUGAUUAUGACGCAAGCAAAGCAGUUGUUACUGAGCCUCGAUUUUUUCCUGGUCUAAAGUCCCAUCGUUAUUGGUUUCCUCUAAACUGGGCAAAUGAACAAGAGCUUGAUUUUGAAGAUACUUCGGUUAGUCAGUGGUUCGACGGAGGCCUUAUGAAGACUGAAAUUCCUGUGACAGUUCCUGCUGAUCGGUGGAUAAUCGUCAAUAAACAGCACUUUGGUACCUAUCGAGUUACUUAUGACGAAAAAAAUUGGAAGAUGAUUGUUAAAUACCUGAAUUCAGAUAAUUAUUCCAAAAUUCAUAUCUUCAAUCGUAUCCAGCUAAUUAAUGAUGCAUUUACUAUUGCCGAUUGGGGAUUCCUGGACUACUCUAUACCGUUUGAGCUGGCAAAGUAUCUCUCUCGUGAAACAGAAUUUGCCCCUUGGACGGCAUUCCUCCAUUACAUCGAGCAGCUGUAUAGUGAAUCCCCUCUACGUGUUUCCCCGUACUGUGAUAAUUUCAAGAAAUACGUUUUGGUGGUGACUGAUGAGUUGGAAAAACGUAUUUUGCUUGCCGAUGAAGCUAAUGAUGAUUUCACCACUAGACUUUUGAGAAUUUCUUUGGUGAGUGUAAGAUGCAUCUUUGGCUCGAGUGCCUGUGGAAAUUAUGCGCUUACAAAACUCAAAAACUGGUUCAAAGAUCCUGAUAAAUAUCCAAUUUCAGCUGAUAUGAAAGAUGUAAUUCUCAAAAGUGGAAUUCGUUUUGCGGACGAGGAUACUAGGGACAAAUUGUGGGAUAGAUAUCAAUUAAAUUUGCAAAGCCCAGAAAAUAAAAAAAUUGAUAUGGACCGUAUGGAAAGAUGGCAAACCAAUAAAGAAGAAAACAUUCUUAAUGCUCUUUCUUGCACUCCAAACUUUGAAUUACUCAAAAAAUUCAUAAUGUGGGUCCCAGAAAAAGUUUUUGCUGACAUAAUUCCACGUUUCUGGUUCUAAAAUAUUAAUCUGUUGAACGAAAAAGGCGUUGAUGCUAUAUUGGACGUUUUGGAAUCCAAACCUACUAAAGAAAAUGAAGAUUAAUUUCUCCAGAUAUCGUGA